UCAGAGGAUCAGUCCUUCCUCCUGCUGCUCUGCUCCGGUUCUCCGGUUCUCCGGUUCUCCGCUCCGGUUCUCCGGUUCUCUGGUUCUCCAGGAUGGAUUUAAGCGUUUGGAUUCCGGUGUUUUCAGCGUUCUGCUCCUGGACUUUCUGCACAGUCCUGUCGGCUCCCGCUGCAGACCCGGUCCCGGAGACCCCCGCCGCAUCCGCGGACUCCCCGCGGCGCCACGUGCGCACCAAGCGUUGCUCCUGCGCGACCUUCAUGGACAAGGAGUGCGUCUACUUCUGCCACCUGGACAUCAUCUGGGUCAACACGCCCGAGCGCGUGGUCUCCUACGGACUGGGGAACGCACCGAGGACCAGGCGCGCGCUCCGGGAUUCGGUCGCCACGGUCAGCGGGGGACCGCGGUGCGCGUGCGUCCGCGAGGACGACCGCGCGUGCAGGAGCUUCUGCGGCGUCAGGAUGAGACCCAGGCCCCCUCGAGCCGCCCUGAAGACCCGCCGGCUGCCGGAGGAUUGGAGGGCCAGACAGCGGCGCCGGGUUCGAUCCUGGGAGGGAGAAAGCUCCGCCUCCUAAAGGGGAAGGACCGCCUCCUCUGGAGGGGGAGUGGUUUUAGGACCGAGGGCCGGACCCUGUGCAGCAGGAGCAUCCGUCCUCUGGAGGGCGCUGCGGUUCCACACCGGAACCUCUGUGACCACGGACUGGACUGGACCGGACCGGAACCAGACCGGAACUGGAACCGGACCAGACCUGGACCCGUUCAGACUGGAGAGUCGGACACGAUGAGCUCAGACCUCCUGACUCGGAUCCACCAGACCCAGGACGCUGGUCCAUGUUUCCAGAACAUUUCAGACUGGGCCGAGUCGCCGGCGAGGCGUCCGACCGGAAGCCUGCUCCAUUUGAACCGCGCUGACCUCUGACCCCGCUGCAUUUCAGAGAUGACCGGGGUCGGCCACCGAACCCGUGUGGAACCGUCCUCACGUUUAACCGCCAGUAUUCACAUUGUUGUUCGUAGCGUUAUUUAACACCAGCUUCCCGCCGGUUAGCGUCUGGCGUUUUGCUAACGCGGCGGCCGAAGCUCCGCCCCUCCUGUCCGAGGGUCGCAGUUCAGAUGAAGGCUGACAGGAGUCGGUUUGAAACUGUCAUUUCAAAAUAAAUGUCUUGAACUUGAAUGUUCAGCUUGUCGCUAAGCUAAAUGCUAACAUAACAAUGUAAUCCCUUUAAAUACAGUAGAAUCAAAAAUACAUAAAUUACUUAGAAGAGGUUGAAAAUUCAGAGAAACGAAAAAAACUGAUUUAAAUAAAUCAGAAAAAAAGAUUUUUUGAUGAAAAAAUAAAGUUUUCCAUCUUAAACUGCAGGUAAAGCGAUAAACUCCACCUGUCGUGCUAACUGAAGAGGCUAGCCGCCUAGCAUGCUAACAUCAGUAUCACCCAGACUGUUUUCUCUUAUUUUUUAAUUUUUUGACAUUGAAACCAAACCGGUUCCAGCAGGAACCGUUCCAGGAAGCCUGGAGAAGCUCGGCGUGUCCGGUCGCUCUGUGACCGCCGGCUUCUUCCCUCCGACUGAAACUCUGCCGGUUCUCCGCCAGACGCUUCUAUUUAUGAACGUUCUGUCUUAUUUAUUGAUUGUUCUUCUCGGGGCCACACUGGUCUGCUGGUCGUCUCAUUUCUGUGAAAUGAUCCGUCUCUGUUAAUCAGCCAAAGAGUGGCAGAACUUUAAUAAAGUCUUAUUUAAAGCAGA
Molecule: messenger RNA, 1736 nt
Organism: Salarias fasciatus (jewelled blenny)
Lineage: Eukaryota; Metazoa; Chordata; Actinopteri; Blenniiformes; Blenniidae
Gene: edn1
Product: endothelin 1
Exons: 4
Coding region: 93-572 (159 amino acids)
Biological process (GO): vein smooth muscle contraction; regulation of vasoconstriction; regulation of systemic arterial blood pressure by endothelin
Cellular component (GO): extracellular region
Molecular function (GO): endothelin B receptor binding; hormone activity; endothelin A receptor binding
Source: RefSeq, a predicted model, not a curated record